This is a messenger RNA of Porites lobata, 327 nucleotides long. The record is from the annotation of a GenBank genome assembly. NCBI's taxonomy places the organism in Eukaryota, Metazoa, Cnidaria, Anthozoa, Scleractinia, Poritidae.
AUGGAAGAUGUCAGUUAUUCUGUUGCUAACUUGGGCUACCCGACAAUUCAGAAUUACUUCGAAACGUUGCACACGAAAGACCCGCCAGAGGGCGCUGGCGCAAAUCUUAAAUCAAAGGCAGACAUGGUAGUGAUCUGGAGGCAGCAAGUUAUUCAAAAUGCACAUGAUCUUUAUAGUUUUGCGCAACGUAAUAUGCUGACUCCUGUUUUCGGCGGAAGUUUAAGUCGUAGAGUCUUCUUUUACAUUGAAGCCUCCAAUGGAAAUAGGCCUCGCCGUCAUUUUAAAGAAAUAAAAGGAAAUCAGGCCAUUCACAGCAUUCUUGCGUGA